GGGUCUGAGUCCCCGCAGGAGGCGUUGGCCCCCCCCAGCCAGCUGAAGCCCCCCCAGCUCUACGAGCACACGCUGGAGGGGGACGAGCAGGUAGUCUUCACCCACCGCAUCAACCUGCCCCCCCCAGCCUGUGACUGCGAGGGGGGGGCCCUGCGGGAGGCGCUGGCCAGGCUGCGGGCGCUCGAGGCCCAGGUCCAGGCGCUACGGGAGCAGUGUGGGGCCAAGGGCUGCUGCCCCUCCUCCGCCCAGGCCGGCACAGGCCACACAGACACCCAGAGCCUCUGCGGCCGGCACGGCGCCUUCGACCUGGCCACCUGCGGCUGCGUGUGCCAGCCAGGCUGGGGCGGCCCCACCUGUGCCGAGCCGCAGUGCCCGGGGGGCUGUGGGGGCCGGGGUGAGUGUGUGACCGGACGCUGCGUCUGCCCCCCUGGCUUCACCGGCUCCCACUGCGAGACGCCCGUCUGCGCCGACGACUGCAACGACCAGGGCCGCUGCCAGGGCGGGCGCUGCCUCUGCUUCCCCGGCUACUCGGGGCCGGCCUGCGAGACGCCGGACUGCCCCGGGGACUGCCAUGGGCGCGGGCGCUGCCAGGACGGGCGCUGCCUCUGCAGACCUGGCUACGCCGGCCCGGACUGCGGCACCCAGGCCUGUCCUGGCGACUGCAGCGAGCGCGGGCGCUGCCUGAAGAAUGGGGUCUGCGCCUGCCACCGUGGCUACACUGGGCCUGACUGCAGCCAGCCUGCCUGCCCCGGCGACUGCGGGGGGCACGGGGAGUGCCGGCACGGGGAGUGCCACUGCCAGGACGGCUACGCCGGCGAGGACUGCACCAUAGAGAUCCCAGCCGUGACGCUGCGCGUGGGGCGCCGGGACGAGGGCUCCUUCCGCCUGCAAUGGACUCGCCCCAAGAUCCACGUGGAUGGAUAUGAAAUUCGCCUCGUUCCCACGGGUGACCCCGAGGGCGCCGUGUCCCUGCAGCUGCCCGGCUCGGCCACGUCCUUCGAGCGCUCGGGGCUGGGCCCAGGCCAGGAGUUCAGCGUCACCGUCCGGGCCCAGCGGGCCCAGCGCCUCGGGCCCCCCGCCACCCAGAGCGUCCGCACCCGGAUUGACGCUCCCCGCGACCUGCGCCCCACGGGGGCCACGGCCACCUCACUGAGCCUGCGCUGGGAGCCCCCGGCUGCCCAGCCCGAUGGAUACACCCUGCGCUACAGCCCAGUGGGGCGGGACAGCUCCGAGCCCCCCACCCGCCUGCCCCUGCCCCCUGACCGCACCACCCUCACACUGACCGGCCUCCGCAGCACCACCCAGUACACCCUCGCCCUGACUGCCCACCGCGGCCCAGAGCAGAGCCCUCCCGCCAGCACCAGCGCCACCACCGGGUUUUUCUUUCCCUCUCUCCCACAGCGAGUGAUCGGUUCAUUCUGCCCAGAGCAAGGCUGCCCGGGAGCCCAGUCGGAUCCAGAACCUCCCCCUCCCACUCACCCCCGACUCACCACCCUCUUCCCAGCCAUUUAG
Gopherus flavomarginatus (Mexican gopher tortoise) is the source of this 1512-nucleotide messenger RNA. Its product is annotated as tenascin-X-like. Gene Ontology annotation, cellular component: extracellular region. Gene Ontology annotation, molecular function: protein binding. The annotation marks the transcript as partial. The record is from RefSeq and is a predicted model, not a curated record. Lineage: Eukaryota; Metazoa; Chordata; Testudines; Testudinidae. The transcript is spliced from 6 exons.